This is a messenger RNA of Penaeus vannamei (Pacific white shrimp), 766 nucleotides long. NCBI's taxonomy places the organism in Eukaryota, Metazoa, Arthropoda, Malacostraca, Decapoda, Penaeidae. The record is from RefSeq and is a predicted model, not a curated record.
CAAUGUGAAAAUGGCGUACAAUGAUGAGGACUUGUGUACAAAUCACGCAGAUUUUGCUGUAAUAUGUUCAUUUAUCGACAAAUUUGGGGAGAAGUUAGGUUUAACUCUUCCCAACAUAGGCGAGCUUCAAACUUUAUUAGAAGACACAGAUAACGUCAGUCCUAUCUUGGGACAAACUGUAAGUCAGCUAUUACGACGUAUCAACAAAUCUGUAAAAACUGAUCGUUGGGAGCGAGGUUUGCAACGGUUUGCUCACUCCUACUCUCAUCAAGAUGGGUGGGAACUUGAACGGUUUGGCUUUAAAAAAGCCAAACUGGAAUGCAAGAUUCGUGUUCUUAAGAAUCUUAUGGAAGCUCAGUUUGAUAUGUACAAGAGUUUCAAAGAUAAGAUAAAUCUAAUAUCAGCAAAAGAGCUUCGCCUUCAGCCUUACGGCCGUGAUAAAAAGGGAGUUUCCUACUGGUGCCAGUUAGACGACUGCGCAAAUCUCCGUGUUUACUGUGAUGACCAAGAUGAAGAAACUUGGACGCUUGUUGCAAUAAGUUUAAGUGACCAAGCAGAAAUGAAUCUGGCAACUUACAAAGACUCAAGAAUAGAUAUUAAUGUAGUGUUCCUGAAUGAAAAUCAGAUGCUUGUUCCCCACACUUAUGGCAUCAGAUUUUUCAGGGGAGGCUUUUUAUACUGUAUAUUGCCACUGACAGUUUAUAGUUUCAUAUACAUGUGCCGUAUCAGUAAUAGUGAUUCACAGAGUUACAAGUGCCACUUUUAA